Molecule: messenger RNA, 1047 nt
Organism: Pseudovirgaria hyperparasitica
Lineage: Eukaryota; Fungi; Ascomycota; Dothideomycetes; Acrospermales; Acrospermaceae
Product: guanine nucleotide-binding protein, beta subunit
Exons: 5
Coding region: 1-1047 (348 amino acids)
Biological process (GO): G protein-coupled receptor signaling pathway
Cellular component (GO): cytoplasm; heterotrimeric G-protein complex
Molecular function (GO): signaling receptor complex adaptor activity; protein binding
Source: RefSeq, a predicted model, not a curated record
AUGGCCGACGAGUCUAUCCAACAGAGGAUACAAAUUGCCCGUCGCGAUGCCGAAGCAUUGAAGGACAAGAUAAAGCGCAAGAAGGAUGAACUUGCCGACACGACCCUUCGUGACGUUGCAAGACAGCGUGUCGAUGCUCUGCCGCGAUUGACGAUGAAGACGAAACGCACAUUGAAGGGACACCUUGCCAAAAUUUAUGCUAUGCAUUGGUCGACGGAUCGGAGACACUUGGUGUCGGCCUCGCAGGAUGGCAAGCUGAUCAUCUGGGACGCCUACACGACCAACAAAGUUCACGCCAUCCCAUUGAGAUCGUCAUGGGUCAUGACCUGCGCCUACUCACCAAGUGGUAAUUUUGUUGCCUGUGGUGGUUUAGACAACAUAUGCUCAAUCUACAACCUCGCCUCUCGAGAUGGUCCUACGCGCGUCGCUCGUGAGCUGUCUGGUCAUUCCGGAUACCUCAGUUGCUGUCGAUUUAUAAGCGACCGCAAGAUUUUAACAUCAUCCGGAGACAUGACCUGUGUGCUGUGGGACCUUGAGACCGGCUCCAAAGUUCAUGAGUUCGCUGAUCAUCUGGGAGACGUCAUGAGUCUGAGCAUCAACCCGCUCGACUCGAAUCAAUUCGUUUCGGGAGCCUGUGAUGCAUUUGCCAAGCUUUGGGAUAUUCGUCAGCAGAAGUGUGUCCAGACUUUCGCCGCCCACGAUUCAGAUAUCAAUGCCAUUCAAUUCUUCCCCAACGGCAACGCUUUCGGAACUGGCUCCGACGACGCGUCAUGCCGUUUGUUCGAUAUUCGCGCAGACCGUGAAUUACAAAGCUACACUAUCGGUGAGCCUCUCUGCGGCAUAACUUCCGUUGCCUUUUCUGUGUCUGGAAGAUUAUUGUUUGCCGGAUAUGACGACUUUGAGUGCAAGGUCUGGGAUGUUCUCCGCGGCGAGCGUGUUGGUACGCUUCAAGGUCACGACAACAGAGUCAGUUGCUUGGGUGUCAGUAUGGAUGCUAUGAGUCUUUGCACAGGGUCAUGGGAUUCAAUGCUACGGAUUUGGGCUUAA